This is a messenger RNA of Parasteatoda tepidariorum (common house spider), 930 nucleotides long. Its product is annotated as 52 kDa repressor of the inhibitor of the protein kinase-like. The record is from RefSeq and is a predicted model, not a curated record. NCBI's taxonomy places the organism in Eukaryota, Metazoa, Arthropoda, Arachnida, Araneae, Theridiidae.
AUGGAAAACCAUGAUGCAAUCAUUAGAUUUAAAGAGCUUUAUCCAGAAAUAGUUCAACUUCUCGAAGAAAUAAAGGCUUCUGGAAACUGCGAUGCUUCCUCUAAAGCGGACAAUCCUAUUUCUUCUAUCACUAAAAGUGAGUUUUACAUUACUUUACUUGUUUGUAGCGAUAUUUUUUCUGUGACUCUCCCACAGAGCAAAGCACUCCAACAAAUUCAUCUAGAUUUGAAUGGGGCUUUGAUACAUGUAAAAUCAAUAAACAACACAGUUCUAAACAAAAGAAAAAAUGCCGAGUUUGAAUUUCAAAAGCUAUAUUCGGAACUCCUUAAUACUUUCACAUGUUUGGAUCUAGAUGUAAAACUUCCUAGAUUGGCAUCCUAUCAAAAUCACCCUGGCAAUAUAAAAAAUCAGAACACAGCUCCAGAGCAAUACUUCCGUCAAAAUAUAUACAUUCUUUUUUUAGAUUAUUUCGCUGCCCAACUGAUUGAAAGAUUUUCGAAGCACAAAGAUACUCUUGCAUAUCUCAAUAAAGUGUUACCUAAGUAUUGUGUGAACGUUUAUAAUAAUUUAUGCAAUUUCCGAAUCUACGAAGAUUUCAUUGACAUCGAAAACCUCAUGGGAGAAAUGGAAGUAUGGGCAUCAAAGUGGAACCUGCGUGAACCCCUUAGUAGACCAGAUACGGCACUUUCAACAAUGGAAGAAUGUGACAAUAUUUUUUUCCCAAACAUUUAUUGCUUGUUAUCAAUAUUGGCUACGUUGCCAAUCACCACAGCAACUGCAGAAAGAACUUUGUCUACUCUUAAACGAGUACAAACAGCAAUAGGAAAUGCUACUAAAGAAGAAAGGCUAACAGGGCUAACUUUAUUAAGCAGAAAGGCUAACAAGGCUGACUUUAUCAAGCAUAUUUCGGGAUCUUCCGGUUUGUCCUAA